Medicago truncatula (barrel medic) is the source of this 2045-nucleotide messenger RNA. RefSeq lists its product as uncharacterized. The coding region runs from base 365 to 1747 and encodes 460 amino acids. The transcript has 2 exons. NCBI's taxonomy places the organism in Eukaryota, Viridiplantae, Streptophyta, Magnoliopsida, Fabales, Fabaceae. The record is from RefSeq and is a predicted model, not a curated record. Gene Ontology annotation, molecular function: methyltransferase activity.
CUUCGUGCCCGGCAUAUUUGUGAAGUUUAACUUCUUUCAUGUGCAUUUCUAUCAAUCCAAUAUUUUACACCAAUAAACCUGGAUCGAAGCUUUUUUUGAAGUAUUUUUAUUGCGUACAUUUCUUCGGAUCAUGUGCUAUAAACUAUAGUUUAUUCACCACUUUGAGUGUUCUCCAAUCCUCUUUUUUGACAUAAGUUUUCUGUAAUACAUCUCAUUUUGUGUAUACUUUUUUCAUUCAGUAUUCAAUGAAGCAUUUCUUCAACAGCAAUUACUCUAAUGAAGCAAGGAGCAUCGUCUUGCCCUUUCUAUUUCACUAGAGGAGAAUUCGUUCGUGUUUCUUUUACGUAUCAAAAAUCGCGAUACAAUGGGGAGGUCAUGUCUUCGCAAAUGCAAACCUGCAAGAGUAAUGGGUUGGUUACAAAUCAUUUUGGGAGGGUUAGUAAUCUUAGUAAGUAUAUUAAGCCUAACAAGAUUCUACUAUGCUGGUUUUUUCUUUCACAAUGAAGAAAUAUGCCAACAUUUCUUUACUAUAAGAGAUCUAAAUGAUGGUUUUGAUGCCAAAGCAUUAUCUGAUAGAGUUGGAGAAGUAUUGGAUAUGUUGGAAUCUUUGCAGGGAAAGCUUGAGUUAAAAGAACAAGAAAUGGAGAAAAACAAGAGCAUAACCUUAGAUAAGAAAUAUUUAGAGGAUGAAAUAGUUAGGCCUCUUCAUAGUGCUAAUGUUGCUUUAAGACAGAUUAGACUUCCAAAGUUUGAAGAAAGAGGAAACUCCACAGUAAAAGAGGAUCCUUUGAUUAAUUUUUUUGUCACUGAGGAGAUUAGAAAGUAUAUAACCCCAAAGGAGAAUAGAGUUAGUAGGAUUAAUCUAUAUGGGUCAGACAAGGUUUAUAACACAAUUGGGCAUGCAUGUGUUUUGCAUAAGAAAGAGCUAGAACAGUACAUGGACUAUGACAUUGGUUCAUACUGUGAUGAUGAUUGGAAUUUAGCUCAAAAGCUUAUGCUUAAUGGGUGUGAUCCUUUACCUAGAAGAAGAUGUUUGACACGGGCUUCGAAAGUUUACAGUAAACCUUACCCAAUCAAUGAGUCACUCUGGAGAUUACCAGAUGAAAGAAAUGUUAGAUGGGGGAAUUACCAAUGUAGAAAUUUUGAGUGCUUAUCAAGCAAGAAUCCAAAGAAGGGCUAUUCAAAAUGUACUGGAUGUUUUGAAAUGGAAAAGGAAAAGCUGAAAUGGGUUACUAAUAGCUCACUUUCUGCAGAUUUUUUGAUCAGUGAUGUUUUGGCAAUUAAGACUGGAGAGAUAAGGAUUGGACUAGACUACGGAAUCGGCACCGGCACGUUUGCUGCAAGGAUGAGGGAAAAGAAUGUAACAAUUGUUUCAACAGCUUUGAACCUUGGUGCUCCUUUCAAUGAGAUGAUAGCUCUAAGGGGUUUGGUUCCUUUAUAUGUUACAUUAAAUCAAAGGCUUCCAUUCUUUGAUAACAUUAUGGAUUUGAUUCAUACAACUGGGUUUAUGGAUGGUUGGAUUGAUCUGCUAUUAUUGGAUUUCAUAUUGUAUGAUUGGGAUAGAAUUUUAAGACCAGGAGGGUUACUAUGGAUUGAUAGGUUCUUUUGUAAAAGAAAGGAUUUAGAUGAUUAUAUGUACAUGUUUCUUCAACUAAGGUACAAGAAACACAAGUGGGUUAUUUCUCCAAAGUCAAAGGAUGAAAUAUAUCUCUCUGCGUUGCUCGAAAAACCUCCAAGAGCCAUAUGAACACAAUCAAUUUCUUCUUUAUUUUCUUGUAUUUCUGCUAAUGGUGAAUUUUAAGUAUAGCUCAACAUUUCAUAAUUAUGUCAAAAUCAUAGAUUAAUUUAGUAAGAUUUACUUCCAGAUACGUGGCUUUGCCCGUAAUGAACAAUUACCUAAUGUAUUUUCUCUAUAAUAUUACCUCAAAUGAUGUAAACGAGAUCGGAUACUUACGUUCUGAAGCUUGUUCUUAAAUUGAAAAAUGAUUCAAGCUAUUAGAAUUUAAGUAUACCUUCAAUGUCUUUAAAUUUUCUUUAAACAUUUA